AACAGAUGACUCUGACAACAGAUUGUGCGCGCGCAGAUCCUGUUCGGUUUCUGCCGCGGUUAGUGCAGGUUGGCUAUUCCGAAGGGGAUAGUCGUCAGGUGUACGACGAUUGUCCCGAGUUCUUUUUUCACCUUGUUAUUUUGUAUUUCGUAUUUAACUCACUUUUGCAAUUGGCCAUAUCGAACCUGAAAGGGAUCGGGUGCCAUUAAACACUAAGAAGAAGAAGAAGAAGAAGGUUUCUGCCGCCUAUAAUAAGGGUCUGUUAGCAGGCUCUGCUAAUAGAUCACUAUCCUAUUGCGGAUAUGACGGACGCUUUGCUAUCACCUUCGCUGUUGCCAAUCUGCUUGCAUAUUGUUGGACAUUCCUACAGUUCGCAGAAACCAAGGUCUCAUUACGUUGGGCAAGCGAAACGUAAGGAGUGUAGGAGAAUCUAGAUCUGAACAGUGCUUUAUAUUUGGCCGCAUUGAAACGAUACCUAAAAGAAGCAAACAAUGUAUGAAUACAUGGAGGAGUGUAGACAGCACCUGGCAUCACAGUUACAAACUUCUGCAAAUUCUGGAAAUGAAGCGAGACCUUCGGAUAUGCAGGGUAUGGACAAGGAUAUUGUUGAAUUCCAGAAAGCGUUAGAAGCAACACAUGACGAAGCGAUUGCGCAGAAAGAAAACCUUCGUGAAGUGACAACCAUUUCGGUCAAACGAAUAAGAUGGAAGUUAUAGUGGUUUAUUUAACAAGCAACUCCAACCAUGGAGUACAGUCCGUGUUUUACCAUGUAUGGAACAAAUCGCUGAUCCUUCGAUUCCUACUAAAAUUGGAGAAUUUUACAAGACCCCGAGACCUCAUCCUUGGCGUCCUACAAUAGGAUAUGAACUUGUAGAAGCCACUCCUUUACCCGCACUGCCUCUAACGAAUUUGUUGGUGGACGCUUGUCGUACACCAUGUGGGAUGACAACGGCGCCCUUAAAAUUCCCGAAUUUAAUAACGGGUUUCGAUCGCAAUCCUUCACAUGCAGCGCGUGCCGCACUUUACACACGAUAUACCACAUAUGACUGGAUGCAAAAUCAAAUUAGAUUAUACAAUGAAGCGAAUGACAACAGAAAAUAUUCUGAAACAUUACGCACGGACGCUGUACGCUUAAUGAAGGAAACCGAUGAAAAAGUACAAGAGGGACAAUUAGAGAGUGGACGAAAACUUGGGGAAAAAAUAACAUUCUGGCGGAACGAAGUGGCAUUGGAGUUGGAAAAAUUGAUCACGGAGAGUAAUAAAAUGCAGGAGUGUCGUCGCGGCUUACAAACAGCGAUUCAAAAUUUUGAGGGACAGCUACAUAUCGCACAAGAAUGUCUUUACCAUCGGGAGUCGAGAAAAGGUAUUGAUCUAGUACACGAUGAAGUCGAAUAUGCUCUGCUGAAGGAAAUUGAGACGAUAAAGAAUUGUCAAAAGAAAUUAGAACAAUUUAUAGAUAAAUGCGUCGCUCAGUUAACAAACAACAGGGCGAUACAACACCAGCUGCAGGUGAAUAUACAGGACAAAGAAACGGCGUUAGGAGUAUGCCACCAGUUGAACAACUUCAGCCGAGGUCUGCAAUGUUAUGCUGGCGUAGAGAAAUAUUAUUGCAGCGUGAUUGGGGCUGAAUCUUGGGUGGAAGCAUCUAAUGCAGCAAUAAGGAAGUCACAGGCGGAACGGGCGAAAUCAUGCCGAUUGCGAGACGACGUUGGUAGUGCCGUGAAAACGGUAGGCUGCGAGGUGUUGGAAAUUUGGGAUGACACCACUAAGGCGCUGGAAAGGCGAGUUGUCGAGAUGUUAGACGCGAAGGGAAAAUUACAAAUACAUUUACGUAAGAUUCAACAAGAAAUCUUUGGCAUCGAAAAGAGCAUGGAACCGAUACGGAAGACUAUUGCCGGCAAAAGCUCAGCGUUGAAAGUUGCACGUACACGGCUGGAGGCCAGAACGCAUCGACCGGAGGCUGAAUCGUGCAACGAUCACGCCCAACUCAGGAUGAGCGAAGAAGUGAAGGAUAUAAACAAAAUAGCACGUGACACGAGUAUGAAAUUGCAACGAUUCGAGGCACAGCAUCAGCAACUUUUGCACACGCGGUCUAAUCUAGAAAGUGAUUUGAAGUCGAAGAUAGACGCGCUCUUCAUCGAUAGAGAAAAGUGCAUGGGACUCAGGAGAAGCUACCCAAUCUCGUCGAAUGUGAAAUUCUGAAGCGUUACAUUACACGUACGCACGUAUAAUCUUGCAAAUUUUAUAUAGCGAAAUAUAAAAAAUAUCUACGGAAGUGCUAAAGAAGCUAGAGAAAUGACGAAUGGCAAAGCGUGAAACUUAAUAGACUCGAAAAUCAUUGAGAGAGAUACAUGUAUAUACAAGACCGUCUUUAUUAACAGAGUAUCUAUAUAAAUCAUGUAACGUUUUUUUAUAUAAUACGUCUUAUCUAUUUGUUCUUUGUCCGAAAUAUAUAUUUCUGUAAAAAUAUAUAUAUAUAUAUAUAUUUAAUUAAAAUAUAUAUUUCUGUAAAAAUA
Molecule: messenger RNA, 2516 nt
Organism: Ooceraea biroi (clonal raider ant)
Lineage: Eukaryota; Metazoa; Arthropoda; Insecta; Hymenoptera; Formicidae
Product: tektin-3
Biological process (GO): cilium assembly; cilium movement involved in cell motility
Cellular component (GO): microtubule cytoskeleton; nucleus
Source: RefSeq, a predicted model, not a curated record